Alligator mississippiensis (American alligator) is the source of this 2345-nucleotide messenger RNA. It is a transcript of the gene SHF, whose product is annotated as Src homology 2 domain containing F. The transcript is spliced from 7 exons. The record is from RefSeq and is a predicted model, not a curated record. Gene Ontology annotation, molecular function: phosphotyrosine residue binding. NCBI's taxonomy places the organism in Eukaryota, Metazoa, Chordata, Crocodylia, Alligatoridae. The coding region runs from base 48 to 1484 and encodes 478 amino acids.
CCGGGCUCCGGGCUCUGCCGCCGCCGCGGCUCAGUCCGCCCGUCCCGAUGCUGCUGAGCGGAGCGGCGGCGGCGGAGGGGGGCUCGGAGCGGGGCCCGGCCGGGGCCGGGGCCGGGGGGGCGCCGCAGUGCGUGGGCAGCAUGGCCCGCUGGCUCCGCGAGCACCUGGGCUUCCGCAGCAACAAGCCCGCGCCGCCCGCGCCGCCCAAGCCCGACUACCGCGCGGGGCCCCCGCAGCCCCUGCCCCCGCCGCCGGGCGGCGCCGCGCCCCCCGCCCCGCCCGCCGCCGCCGCCGCCGCCGCCGCGCCCCCCGACAUCCUGGCCGCCUACAAGCUGCAGAAGGAGCGCGACUUCGAGGACCCCUACAGCGGCCCCGCCGCCCCCGCCGCCGGCCCGGACGCGCGCUACGGCUCGCCCAAGCACCGGCUCAUCAAGGUGGAGGCGGCCGAGAAGGCGCCCGCCGGCCCCGCCUCGCCGCCCGCCUCCCCCCCGCCGCCCGACCACCCCGACAAGGUGAUUGUGCUAGAAGACUAUGCAGACCCCUUUGAUGCUACACAAGUGGCUGGUGGCCAGGCAGCACAGGAGAAGGUGGCAGAGAAUGAUGGCUACAUGGAGCCCUAUGAGGCGCAGAAGAUGAUGGCUGAGAUCCGCCAGAAGGGCUCCAAGGAGGCCCCCGCCCGGCCGCUGCAUCUGUAUGACACACCCUAUGAGCCAGUGCCCAAUGGGCCAGAGGUGGACAGUGAGCGUUCGGCCUGCCCACGGCCCAGGGAGUCCCGCCUGCCCCAGGAUGAUGAGCGCCCACCCGAGGAGUAUGACCAGCCCUGGGAGUGGAAGAAGGAGCGCAUCUCCAAGGCCUUUGCAGUUGAGAUCAAAGUGAUCAAAGACCUGCCAUGGCCACCCCCUGUGGGACAGUUGGAUGGCGGUGCCAGCCCCCCUGAAGGUGAGGCCGGCCCCCUAACUCCUGCACAGCAUGGCCCAUCCCAGCAGAGUCAUGAGGACACCAACGGACAGUGUGAGGGGCCAGGCCGCAGCCGCACAUCACCCUGCAGGGAGGAGAAGGCCAGGGCCUCCCACCGGCACGGGAGCAGCCAUCUCAAGGCUGCCAAGGUGCCAAAUGCUGAGCCUGGCCUGGUCAUUGGGGAGAGAAUUGACCCAGCCCUGCCGCUUGAGAGCCAGUGCUGGUACCAUGGGGCGAUCAGCCGGACGGACGCCGAGACCCUGCUGAGGUUGUGCAAGGAGGCCAGCUACCUGGUGCGCAACAGUGAGACCAGCAAGGACGACUUCUCCCUCUCCCUGAAGAGCAGCCAGGGUUUCAUGCACAUGAAACUCUCCAGAACCCAGGAGAACAAGUACAUCCUGGGCCAGCACAGCCCCCCAUUCGACAGCGUCCCUGAGAUCAUCCACCACUAUGCCAGCCGCAAGCUGCCCAUCAAGGGCGCUGAGCACAUGUCCCUGCUCUACCCAGUGGCCAUCCGCACCCUAUAGUUCUUCAACUGCAGGGAGACACCCAGGCAGCCUGGCCUGCCAGCAGCUCUUCCCAGGGCACCCAGGAGAGCUGGUAUCCUGGCUGGGGAAGGGCUCCGGACCACAGGCCCAAAAACAGGUUCAUUGACUAGCUGGGCCAGGCACUGGCAUGACUGGACUCCUCUCUCUGAGCAUGUGAGUGGGCUCUGUCCCAUUCCUGGACUCCACAUGCAUUAGCAGGGUGCCUGGGGGGCACAUCUCAUCUGGAUGUAGCCAGGAGGAUGCGGAGAGCCUGGCCCGUGAGCCUCUGCACUUGCUGCCUGCCUUGCUGUGAAGCUGGUUGGGCUGCUGGGAGGGCUGCCUACAGUAGGAGCUUGGAGGAGUCCCAGGGGACACCCAGGGCCAGGAGGAGAAUAGAGCGAUAAUUUAGUGGUAAGGCAGGUCAGAGACGUUUGUGAGGCACUGAUGCCCCUGGCAGUGCUGGCCCUGCCCACCCACAGUGUGAAGGAGCUGUUGUGUAUGUAGCCGUCAUGUAUACCCGGACCCCCACUGACACCCCCUGCCCCUCACUCCCUCCAAUGCCCCCAUGAACUCCUGACAGUCUUCUCUACAGGAGGAACAAGAGAGCCCUGCUGGGGUGGCAGGGGGCCAGGGAACAGGGCCCUCACUUGCCUGCAGCCCCCAGCAUGAGGAUGGACACUGGGAGCAGAGCACAGGUCUCUCACCAAGGGGAGAUGGCUGGGAGGGGAAGGGGGAGGGGGCACUACAGCGUCGUGUCCAUGUGUGCACUGGUCACUCGCUGUCCUCCAUUGCCAAAUGUACAUACUGAAUGUCUGUGCUGUGUGCGAUGUACCAGCACCCAAUAAAACAGUGCAAAGCCUC